UCAAUUUUGUCUGAAGCAGAAGUUUUUUGCGUCUGUCGCUCCUCGCCUUCCGCGGAGAGCUGCUGAAAAACUACCGCAGAGAAGAGAGAGAAAAUAGGCAGAGUUCGUGGGGAGAAAGAGAGAAAGAAGGAGGGUGAGACAGACAGAAAGAGAGGAAGAAGAAGCCGAGGGAGGACCGUUAAUUUCAUCCAUAAACCGACUCUGAAUGCGUGGCGGAGCCGAGCUGCAGGAAGAAAAAACCCAGCAUCGAGAUACAAAAACCAGUCUAAAUGUAUAACAUGGAUCAGGACCAGUACGAUGGCGAUGGGGAGAUUGCCUACAUGCACCAGGAGGAUGACUGGGAUCGGGAUAUGCUCCUGGACCCUGCAUGGGAGAAACAGCAGAGAAAGACAUUCACAGCGUGGUGUAACUCCCACCUGAGGAAAGCAGGAACGCAGAUCGACAACAUCGAGGAGGACUUCCGGGACGGACUGAAGCUCAUGCUGCUGCUGGAGGUCAUCUCAGGUGAACGCUUGGCCAAACCAGAGAGAGGCAAGAUGAGAGUCCACAAGAUCUCCAACGUCAACAAAGCGCUCAACUUCAUCACCGGCAAAGGAGUGAAGCUGGUGUCCAUCGGAGCCGAGGAGAUCGUAGAUGGCAACGCUAAGAUGACCCUGGGAAUGAUCUGGACCAUAAUCCUCCGCUUCGCCAUCCAAGACAUUUCUGUGGAAGAGACGUCUGCCAAAGAGGGGCUGCUGCUGUGGUGUCAGAGGAAGACGGCGCCCUACAAGAACGUCAACAUCCAAAACUUCCACAUCAGCUGGAAAGACGGGUUGGGUUUCUGUGCACUCAUUCAUCGACACCGUCCAGAACUCAUCGAUUACGCAAAACUGCGAAAGGACGACCCGAUGACCAACCUGAACACGGCCUUCGACGUCGCUGAGAAAUACCUGGACAUCCCCAAGAUGUUGGACGCAGAAG
This is a messenger RNA of Trematomus bernacchii (emerald rockcod), 960 nucleotides long. Its product is annotated as alpha-actinin-1-like. NCBI's taxonomy places the organism in Eukaryota, Metazoa, Chordata, Actinopteri, Perciformes, Nototheniidae. Gene Ontology annotation, biological process: muscle cell development; actin cytoskeleton organization. Gene Ontology annotation, cellular component: cell projection; cortical actin cytoskeleton; stress fiber. Gene Ontology annotation, molecular function: actin filament binding. The record is from RefSeq and is a predicted model, not a curated record.